Tigriopus californicus is the source of this 992-nucleotide messenger RNA. RefSeq names its product glutamic acid-rich protein-like. NCBI's taxonomy places the organism in Eukaryota, Metazoa, Arthropoda, Copepoda, Harpacticoida, Harpacticidae. The transcript is spliced from 3 exons. The record is from RefSeq and is a predicted model, not a curated record. Bases 232 to 882 code for a protein of 216 amino acids.
GAAUGGAAAGAAAAAAAAAUCUAAAUUACUAAAGCAGGCUUUGAUCCAAGCCUUCAAGUCUGUUCAGGACACGGAUCCAAGAGCUUUCGCCAGGUUGGAUCUGGUUGCCAAUCAACGGCGAGGCGUUGCACAAACAUUCAGGUACGUUGGGUGGUCAAUGGCAUAUCGAUUUCUACCCUCAAAGGCCUGUGCUUCAAUUUAAAAGUUGUUCUCGCCCAGCCUAAGAGCAACAUGUCAACCACGGAAGAAAAUGUGCAUGAUUGCAUCGUUGACGAGAAUCAAGACCAUGAGGAUCCAAACAACCUGUUCACUUGUGCCGCAGAUCAAUCUUGCUGUACCGUGGAUUUAAACCCCGCGUGUUGUGCCACCAAGGAUCUUCAGGAAGAAAUAAAGGAGCAAGUGAAGCUUUGGGUUCCACUUUUGGCCAUCAUAAUGGUUUUGGCCAUAUUCAUUUGGUGGUGUCGAUCUGACGAUUCAUGUUGUGAUGUGGAGAAGCCUUGCUUGUACAGAUUCGGUUGCAAGAAAUACGAAGAUCUAGAAGAGGAUGCUGAAACCGGUUCCCAAGUCUCGUUGAGAAGUGCCAAGAGUAGCACAACCAUCAUGAUUGGUGAUGACGAUCAAGGUCACGAUGCGGCUGAACUGGAACUGGCGGCCGAGAACCUGGAGGCGGUCCUGGAAGACGAACCUGAACUCGUGGAAGGGGAGGAUAUCAAGGAGCAAGAAAACAAAGAGGACGAGCCAGAAGGUGACGAUGAAGCCAAAGAAGACGGUGAGGCAAACGACGACAAGGAAGAAGAUGACACUGACGAGCCCAAAAAGGACGAGGAGGAGGAGGAGGAGAAGGAGAAGGAGAAAGCAAAAGAAGUUGAAGGAGACGCCUGAAUUUGGAAGAUUUAAUCUUUAGCUGGAAGAUGAUCUUUUGUGAUAUACAUAUAUUUUGUUGUAUGCAAUCGAAAAUAAGAAUCAAUAAAAUGAUAUCGAUUACAUGCGAA